Messenger RNA from Fomitopsis serialis, 1083 nucleotides. RefSeq lists its product as uncharacterized. The transcript has 5 exons. NCBI's taxonomy places the organism in Eukaryota, Fungi, Basidiomycota, Agaricomycetes, Polyporales, Fomitopsidaceae. The coding region runs from base 92 to 961 and encodes 289 amino acids. The record is from RefSeq and is a predicted model, not a curated record.
UCAGCUGCUGUCGUUCAGCAGUGAGACUCAGUCACUUCAAGUCGUUGGUUUGUAAGUCGCCAAGUCGCAUUGCCGCAUAUCACCUCUGACCAUGAGCGAACUGAUUUCUGGCCUACCCAGUCCUGCCCACGACGAUGGCCAGAUCGUUCCGCUUGACGCCCUUGAGCUAUUUGCGAGGGAGCGAUGCUGGCCGGACAACAUGCGGUGCUUCUGCGAUCUCACGGGCGGGCAAUCACGCCCACCUCAUAUCUUCACGCCCAGCUAUCGUAGUGCUCACGCUGGAUCGCCAUGCUUAGGCUGUCGAUCUUUCGGCCGCCCUGGUGGGCAUUGUUCAUACUUCGUCAAUCUCAGGGAGCUCGUGCACUCUGCAGAUAUUUGGUCCGAGAACCUCGUCUUGGCGACAUACCCGAAAAGAGUCCACCGAGGUAUUUGGCAAGGUGUUCCCAUGACACCGACGAGCACCAAUGGUCGUGAUGUGGGACUCGCUGGGAUCGGACUUCCAUCAAGUGGAUCCCUGUCACCCCUGACCCCAUUAUCGUCAGCGGCUUCAACACCGAGUAAGGCUCGAUCUGCACAGGUGAACGAGGAUGAUAAGAUUGAUUGGGAUGAACUGCCCUCACUACUAUCUCAAGGAGUCCAAAGAGAAGACUUCGCGCCAUCCGACGAUGAGGUCACGACUACCCUCCUGAACCUCCUCGAUCCAUCAUCGGAGGGGGUCAGCUUUGCUUCGCUCGCCCGGGUGCUCGCGAGAUGCCGCCGCUGUAACAGAUGUGUCGGACGCAACGUCCUCUUUAUGCACAGCUGUGCUGGUCGGAUCGAACCACCAGAUGACUCGCUCGCGUACUAUGCACUGCCAUCGAGCUCCGACAAUGAAGACGACGCAGCCUCUUCUCAUCCCAGCAGGUCGGCGACAGGACUCACACUUUUCAAUCGAGGUUCGUGCCCUCGUUAUCCACUCUGAUGUGCAGCUGACCUUGCCUUUAUUGGUAGUUGGCAGCUCUCAGGAUGUGUUCGCCAUUGGCAACAAUCGUCCAGGACCAUCAUUGCAGAAGUUGGAUGACACUGACGUCAUCAGUAUCUCGU